AUGGCUGACCAGCAGGCCUCUGUCCCCAUGGAGGACCAGACACUGGAAGAAACGGCAUGGCCAGCGAUGCUGCUGGAAAGAAAGGUGAAAGUGGGCUUCCUGGAGUUGAUGGACUACCUGGACCCCCGGGUCCACAAGGUCCUCCUGGAAAUCCUGGCAGCCCUGGACUCACUGGACCCCCUGGUUUGCCUGGAAAAGAUGGACUUGACGGUCUUCCUGGAGCUGACGGUGCAAAGGCCUGGACCACCAGGAGAGCCUGGCCUCGAUGGUUUCCCAGGGAAACCUGGCCCUAAGGGUGACGAAGGUCCUCCUGGUUCAAGAGGCCUAACAGGUGAGAGGGGAGAAGCUGGCCACCCAGGAGAGCCAGGAGCCAUAGGGCCCAGAGGAGAGAAGGGGACACAGGGAGAAAGGGGCAGGGAGGGACCAACUGGUCCAGCCGGUGAAAAAGGUGACAAGGGUGACGUCGGACCCCGGGGACCUCCUGGGAUCCCAGGAAAUGUAAUCCCAGAGCCUGGAGCAACAGGGAAGCCCGGAGAGAAGGGAGAGAAAGGAGACCAAGGCCAGCCUGGGGAACCCGGUCACCGUGGAUCUCCUGGUGAACAAGGAUUGAGAGGUCUACCAGGAUACCCGGGUUCAAAAGGAGAUCAAGGUGCUAAAGGAGACAGGGGGCAGAAUGGAGAGCAAGGCCCACCGGGUUUGCCAGGUCCUCAGGGUCCUCGUGGAUUGCCAGGGAAUGUGGGGGUCCCAGGAAAUGCUGGUCCUCCAGGAGCAGAUGGUCUUAAGGGGGAGAAGGGUGAACAGGGAUCAGAGGGCCGUCCUGGACCCCCAGGUCGCCCAGGAGAGCCAGGCAUGGCCGGAAUUCCAGGACUACCAGGGAAAGGGAAGGACGGACUGCCUGGUCAGCAGGGGCCACAGGGAAUGCAGGGUCUUCCUGGAAGCAGAGGGCCUCCAGGAGAGGCCACCAGCGGACCGCCGGGAGUGAGAGGUCCGCCUGGAAACCCGGGCCCCCAGGGGCCCCCAGGACACAAUACUGCCCUGCAGGACCCCCAGGUCCACCUGGCAUCCCUGGCCCACAAGGUGACAAGGGAGAGCCAGGUCCCCCUGGGAAAAGUGGCCAAGAUGGGUACCAGGGCCCUGUUGGACCUCCUGGUCCUGCUGGACCUCCAGGAGCAGAUGGAACAAAGGGUGCAGAUGGUCCACCGGGGCCUGCAGGCCCUCCGGGACCCCCAGGAGAAAAGGGCAUUGCAGGAAAGACAGGAAAAGAUGGCAGACCUGGUGAGCCCGGGGAACCGGGCUUCAAAGGCCCUAGGGGAGAACCUGGCCCACCAGGAUCUAAGGGCAAUAUGGGACCCCAAGGGCCGCAAGGUCAUGCAGGACCACGCGGAGAACCGGGAAAACCUGGUGAACCUGGUCCAUCUGGAAAAACGGGAGUUCCUGGAAUUCCUAACAUUAAAGCUAUUUAUUGAAAAGUCCAUGUCAGGAUUAAUGUACCUGAUGGGUCUUAAGGGACCCAAAGGAGAAUCUGGAACUCCAGGACUACCAGGCUUUCCAGGUUCAAAAGGUCCAUCUGGACCUCCUGGUCCAGUGGGUCCUGAUGGAAAAACUGGUGUGUCGGGAAAACCAGGUGAACGUGGUUCCAAGGGAGAAAGAGGAGAUCCAGGUGUAAAGGGAGAUAAAGGACCACCUGGAGAGGCCGGUGUUCCUGGAACUCCUGGAAUCCCAGGUAGAAAAGGGCACACAGGGAUGAUGGGAAUAUCAGGGCCCCCAGGAGAUGUAGGACCAGCAGGGUCUCCUGGAACACCAGGACAACCAGGGAUGCCAGGACCGCGGGGAGAGUCGACAUCCCUAGAACAAAUGAGAAGGCUCAUCCAAGAAGAACUAACAAAGCAGUUAGACGCCAAACUGGCUUACCUCAUGGCCCAGAUCCAGCCAGCCCAUGUGAAGAGCAGCGUUGGACGCCCAGGACCCCCUGGCCUUCCUGGCAAAGAUGGACUUCCAGGGCGAACUGGGUCCCCCGGGGAACCUGGUAUGCCAGGCCCUGCUGGAGGAGAUGGGCCAAGAGGCCCAAUGGGUCAGAAAGGUGAAAGAGGUGCUAAAGGUGAAAGAGGAGAAUCCGGUAUUGGACAGAGAGGAGAGAUUGGUCCACCUGGUCCUACAGGUCCUCAGGGUAUUCCUGGGUAUGGAAAAGAUGGGGUACCUGGCACACCAGGCACUCAGGGAGAGCCAGGAAAUCCUGGCCCCCAUGGUCCAGCAGGGCCACCAGGACCCCCUGGCCAGUGCGACCCCUCUCAAUGUGCAUACUAUGCCAGCCUGGCUUCACGACCUGUCAAUGUCAAGGGGACUUAGAGCACAAAAGAUUGGGAGUGGGGCUAUUUAUGAACCAAGAACUGUUCUU
Molecule: messenger RNA, 2395 nt
Organism: Scleropages formosus (Asian bonytongue)
Lineage: Eukaryota; Metazoa; Chordata; Actinopteri; Osteoglossiformes; Osteoglossidae
Product: collagen alpha-3(V) chain-like
Exons: 34
Coding region: 1-2346 (781 amino acids)
Cellular component (GO): extracellular matrix
Source: RefSeq, a predicted model, not a curated record